Acanthosepion pharaonis is the source of this 876-nucleotide messenger RNA. The record is from the annotation of a GenBank genome assembly. NCBI's taxonomy places the organism in Eukaryota, Metazoa, Mollusca, Cephalopoda, Sepiida, Sepiidae.
AUGUGCCAUCCUCCAUGGUGCCUUCCCCUUAAUUUCAUUUAUUAUGAUCUGCUCUCCUUGAUUCAUCAAUGUGCCAUCCUCCAUGGUGCCUUCCGCUUAAUUUUAUUUAUUAUGAUCUGCUCUCAGAUUCUUGCCAUCCUCCAAUGCCUUCAAUGUGCCAUUUAUUUUAUUUAUUCUGAUCUGUCUCCGAUUCAUCAAUGUGCCAUCCUCCAUGUUGCCCUUCCGCUUAAUUUCAUUUAUUAUGAUCUGCUCUCCGAUUCAUCAAUGUGCCAUCCUCCAUGGUGCCUCCCUUUUAAUUUCAUUUAUUAUGAUCUGCUCUCCGAUUCAUCAAUGUGCCAUUCUCCAUGUUGCCUUCCGCUUAAUUUCAUUUAUUAUGAUCUGCUCUCCGAUUCAUCAAUGUGCCAUCCUCCAUGGUGCCUUCCCUUAAUUUCAUUUAUUAUGAUGAUCUCCGAUUCAUCAAUGUGCCAUCCUCCAUGUUGCCUUCCCCUUAAUUUUAUUUAUUAUGAUCUGCUCUCCGAUUCCUCAAUGUGCCAUCCUCCAUGGUGCCUUCCCCUUAAUUUUAUUUAUUAUGAUCUGCUCUCCGAUUCCUCAAUGUGCCAUCCUCCAUGUUGCCUUCCGCUUAAUUUCAUUUAUUAUGAUCUGCUCUCCGAUUCCUCAAUGUGCCAUCCUCCAUGGUGCCUUCCCUUAAUUUUAUUUAUUAUGAUCUGCUCUCCGAUUCAUCAAUGUGCCAUCCUCCAUGUUGCCUUCCUUAUUUUAUUUAUUAUGAUCUGCUCUCCGAUUCCUCAAUGUGCCGUCCUCCAUGUUGCCUUCCGCUUAAUUUCAUUUAUUAUGAUCUGCUCUCCGAUUCCUCCAUCCUCCAUGGUGUCUUCCCCUUAA